Molecule: messenger RNA, 2121 nt
Organism: Magnolia sinica
Lineage: Eukaryota; Viridiplantae; Streptophyta; Magnoliopsida; Magnoliales; Magnoliaceae
Product: AP-5 complex subunit mu
Exons: 8
Coding region: 62-1951 (629 amino acids)
Biological process (GO): endosomal transport
Cellular component (GO): cytosol; late endosome; lysosome
Source: RefSeq, a predicted model, not a curated record
UAUAAAUACUCUCAAACCAGUUGAUAUUUUCGUCGUCGAUCUCUUCUCUCUCCCUCUAAACAUGCCCGGCUGCAGCAUCAGAGCCCUGUGGAUCCUCAGCAAUCAGGACUCCGUCGUCUUCUCCAGGAGGUUUCCGGUUGUUGAGAAAAGGUGGCGUUUGGCUUGCAAGAGAGAGAACAAGAGCUCUAAUGAUGAGAAUCUAGGCCACGCUGUAUUGCCUUUACUUCCCACAGAUGUGGAGUUGGCUUCUGCAUUUGCUGAGAGGAAGAAAAGAGAUGGUUCUGCUCGUGGUUUUGGCAUACGUGUCACUCAGUCAGCUCAAGGAUCAGACUCCUGGGUUGACGAUCCAAUUACUCAACAUAUUAUUAGCCUUUACAUUGAUAAGGAAGAGGAAGGAGAGAGUUUUUUGUUAUGGCCAUUGGUUCUGCACAUAAAAGGCCUUCAUUACAUUCUAGUCUUACCUUUAGUUGAACCUCAUCACUUAAAAGCAUAUGAAAGAAUGUGCAAAAGAUCUGAUUGUGGAAAUUCAGUUCUACAAGAAGGUCUCUCUUCACUCCUGGUUGAUCUUCCAUGCAUCACAGGGGCGUUUAUGGUGGCACAUGCUGUGGGUGAUGUAAUUACUGGUGAAUUGGUAGAACCGGAGGUGGCUGUAAAUCCAUCUCCUUCGGUUGGAGGAUUGUUGGAUUCUUUAACUGGUAGUAUAGGGAUAUCAAGCAUUUCUGCAAGGGCAAAACCUGUGGCUGCACCUGUUGCAUCUUCUACAACUUCAGGCACUGCUGUGACAGGUGCCAUUAUACCAGAUGCUCCGAAGAGCAUUUUGAGGCCAAUCGACAAGGAUGCACUCCGGACCUUUAUAAGCAGCUCAAUGCCCUUUGGGACGCCUUUGGACCUCAACUAUUCCAACAUCUCUGCAAUCAAGGCAAAUGGGUUUUCUUCUUCAGACUUGCCUCCUGCAGACCUCAAAGACAAGCAGCCUGCAUGGAAGCCGUAUCUCUACAGAGGAAAGCAGCGAAUACUGUUUGCAAUUCACGAAACAGUUUAUGCUGCAAUGUAUGAUCGGGAUGAAAUUCCAGAUGUUAUAUCAAUUUCAGGUCAAGUGAACUGCAGAGCAGAAUUAGAAGGAUUGCCUGAUGUGACAUUCCCUUUGACAGGAUUAAACACAGCUCACAUCGAAGUUUUAUCCUUCCAUCCUUGUGCUCAAGUUCCAGAACAUGGUGGUGACAAGCAAGCUGUGGUGUUUUCACCACCACUUGGAAAUUUUGCCUUAAUGCGGUAUCAGGCCUUUUGUGGUCUUGGUUCUCCAAUAAAAGGCUUCUACCAGCUUUCAAUGGUAUCUGAAGAUGAAGGUGCAUUUCUUUUCAAGCUCCGUCUGAUGGAAAGUUACAAGGCUCCCUUAACUAUGGAGUUCUGUACUGUGACUAUGCCCUUCCCUAGGAGGAGGGUGGUUUUCUUUGAGGGAAAUCCUUCUAUUGGGACAGUUACAACAACCGAACAUGCUGUUGACUGGAAAAUUAUUACUAGUGGGCGAGGUGUUACUGGGAAAAGUAUUGAGGCAACUUUUCCUGGAACGAUUAGGUUCGCCCCAAUGACAAUUCAGAGAUCUCUGUCUAGGUCAGUUCAAGGGAGUAUAGCUGAAGAAGAUAGUGAUAUUGAACCAGAAAAUUCUAAUAAUAUGGUCAACAUAGAGGAAUUCUUGAUGGAGAAAAUGAACAAGGACCUCCCAUCAGUUGAUUUAGAAGAGCCAUUCUGCUGGCAAGCAUAUAAUUAUGCAAAAGUAUCCUUUAAGAUCGUGGGUGGAACGCUCUCAGGAAUGUCAAUCGAUCCAAAAUCUGUGAGCAUUUAUCCUGCUGUUAAAGCACCAGUGGAGUUUUCAAUGCAGGCUUCAUCCGGCGAUUAUAUUUUGUGGAACACUUUGGGGAGAUGCCCCUUUGCUGCCUCGCCAAAAGCGUAGGGACUCUGAUCAGGAAUUUACCAUCAGUCAUUUUCUUUUUAUCAUGUCUGAUGCGAUAUGUAUCUUUCUGAUUGCUCAUCUGUCUGUAAGAGAUGCUUUUGAGGCUUUCUGGGGUUUGGGGGAGAAAUAACUCAUUUGACCAAAAAGAGCCAUUACAUGGUGCUGUCAAA